Molecule: messenger RNA, 3507 nt
Organism: Entamoeba dispar SAW760
Lineage: Eukaryota; Evosea; Mastigamoebida; Endamoebidae
Product: protein serine/threonine kinase, putative
Exons: 3
Coding region: 1-3507 (1168 amino acids)
Biological process (GO): protein phosphorylation
Molecular function (GO): protein kinase activity; ATP binding
Source: RefSeq, a predicted model, not a curated record
AUGUGGUUUUGUUUAUUACUUCUAUUUAUUUCAUUUUGUGAUGGUGAAUAUUGUCAAAAAGUGGAUGGGAAUGAUAUUGUAAUCUAUUCAAAUGCUAGUUGUACUGAUUCUACUUUAACUUCAACUAUAUUAGAAGGAGAUUAUACUAAAUAUUCAUCAGUUAUUUUUUUAGUUAGUAAUUAUAAUGGGCAAUUUCAUUUUGGUUCAAUAAGUAAUACAUUUAAAGCAAAUAAAGUUAUUGUACGAUUAGAAGAAGGAAAUAGUAAAAGUUAUUAUCUAUACUUUAGAAAUAUUGAAACAAAUUUUGAACUUGAAUUGGUCAAAAACUCUUAUUCAUUUGAAAAAGUUCAAUUUACUUUCUUUAAUGGAAAUAGUCCAACAAGAAUAACUGGAGAUGUUGAUGAGUUAUGGGUUGGUGGAAGUGAUUAUUCUAAUUCUAAUUAUCAUUUACCUAUUCAACGUAUUUACUUCAAUUCAAUUCCUAUUAAUUUAAAAUUUAGUUCUAAUUAUGGUAUAUGGUAUUUAAUAUCAUCAUAUGAAGGAAUAAUCAAUCAAUUAACACCAAAUUCAUUAAAUGGUAAUUAUUUUAAUCAAACAUGUGGUGGAAUGAUUCGUUAUUUUAGUUAUAAUAAUAUUGAAAUUCAUGAUAUAACAACAGAAUGUAAUCAUCAAUUUAAAAAAGAUGAAGAAGAUGACUUUAAUUUAUUUAUUGUUACUACCACUAGUAUAACAUAUCCUAAUCAAUGGUUAAAAUAUGAAUCAUCAAAUCAAAUAACAUUCAAUAUUUAUAGAAAGAAAGAACCAUAUCAAAGAAUUGAAUUUAGUUUAAGAAUUGAAUCAUCAAAUGAAGGAACAACAUUAAUUAAAGAAGUAGAAAAUAAUGAUAAAUCAAUUUCAACAGUAAUUAUAUCUUCUUCAAAACCAUUAACUAGUUUAACUAAUAUAAAAUUUUCAGAAACAACAUUAACAAAGAAAAGUCAAAUAAUGAUUAUUGGAAUGAAAGGUGUUACAUUAGAUAGUAUUGGAUAUAAGAAUUGUAAUAUGAUGAUUUAUAAAGAAGAAACAAGAGAAUGUAUUCAAUGUGAAAAAGGGUAUUAUUUAAAUUCAAAUAAAGAAUGUCAAAUUGGUUCACAUUGUAUUAAAACAAAUAAACAAAGUCAUUGUAUUGAAUGUGAAUAUGGAUAUUAUCUUAAUUUAAAUACAAAAACAUGCGAAGUACUCAAAAAUGGAUGUAAAAUUGGAAAUGAAACAUAUUGUUAUCAAUGUAAAGAAGAAUUUAUUAAAGAAAAUGGAGAAUGUAAAGAAAUUGAUAAUAAAUGUAAUAAAUCAGAAAGAAAUUAUUGUUUAAAAUGUUCAAAUGGAUAUAAAAUAGAAAAUAAUCAAUGUAAUGGAGAUAAAGAAGAUCAAUGUUAUUAUGAAGGAAAUAAAUGUGUAUCAUGUUCAAAUAGAUAUACAUUAAAUAAUGGAAAAUGUUCAAAUAAAGAAAAUCGAAAUGGAAAGAAUGAAGAAAUAUAUUGUGAAAAUGGAAAAUAUAUCAAUAAUAAUAAAUGUAUAGAAUGUUCAAAAUCAGAAAUAUGUCAAACAAAUGAUAUUGAAAUAAAAUGUAAAUAUGAAGAAUAUUUAGAUAAUAAUAAAUGUAUAAAUAAAACAUGUAAAGAAGAUAUGAUAAAAGAUCAAAAUGGAAAAUGUAAUAAUAAUAUUUCAUAUUGUUUAAAUAAAUCAUAUGUUAAUGGAAAAUGUGUUGAAUGUUUAAAUACAUAUUCACCUAAUUUGAAGGGAGAAUGUAUUAAUACAAAAAUAGAAUAUUGUGAAGAACAAAAUACAUAUGGAUGUAAAAGAUGUAAAGAAGGAUAUUAUUUAACAAAAGACAUGAAAUGUUUAAAAUGUGAUGAUAAAUGUGAAACAUGUUAUGGAACAUCUACAUAUUGUAUGAGUUGUUCUAAUGAUAAAUAUUUAAGAAAUGAUAAAACAUGUCAAUCAAAUAAAGAAUUAAAUGGAACAUGUUUACAAAUAUUAGCAGAUGGAAGUGGAUGUGGAAUAUGUAAGAAUGGAUAUUAUAGAAAUGGGAAAGGAUGUUCAAAAUGUGGAAAAGAAUGUUUAACAUGUAAUCAAAAAGAUAAAUGUAUAAUAUGUGGAGAAGGAUAUUUUAUGAGUUCAACAGGAAUAUGUAAAUCAACAACAACAAUUAAAGGAUGUAAAGGAGAAAUAGAUAAAGAAUAUGGAUGUAGAGAAUGUUUAACAGGAUAUUAUUUAAUAAAUAAAGAAUGUUCAAAAUGUGGAAAUAAAUGUAUAACAUGUUUAAAUGAGAAAGAAUGUAAUAAAUGUGAAGAAGAAUAUAUAAUAAUAAAUAAAGAAUGUAUUCAUUAUUCAAAUAUUAAUAAAUGUAAAGAAACAAAAAUAAUAAAUGUUCAAAAUGUUCAUUUUGGUAUGGAAUCAAUGAAGAAGAACAAAUGUAAUAAAGAAAUUGUAUGUAAAGAAGAAAAUGAAAAAUAUUCAAUUAGAACAAACCCAAAUAUUAUUACAAUUGAAGGAGGAUAUGCAUGUGAAUUUGAAAUAUUCAUUACAAUCAAAUGUACUACUAAAAUUAAAGAACAAAUAAUGAUAAUUAGUAAAACACUUAAUAAAACACAAGAAGAAAUAAUUAAAAGUAUUUCAAUUAAAGGAGAAACACAAAUAUCAACACGACUUGAUCCCGAUGAAAUUAAAGAAGAACAUAAAAUAGGAGAAGGAUCAUUUGGAAUAGUAUAUAUAGGAGAAUUUAGAGGGAAUCAAGUAGCAAUUAAAAAAAUGAAACAAAUUGAUAAAGAUGAAGAUAAAAUGAAAGAAUUUGAGAAAGAAGUAAUGAUGUUAGAUAAAUUUCGAAGUGAAUAUAUUAUUCAUUUUUAUGGAGCAGUAUUUAUUCCUAAUAAAAUAUGUAUGGUAACAGAAUAUGCAAAAUAUGGAUCAAUACAAGAUUUAAUUAAUAAAAGAACAAACACGGAAAUACCAAAUAAAAUAAGAAUUAAAUUCAUGCUAGAUGGAGCAAAAGGAAUUUCAUAUCUUCAUUCAAAUGGAAUACUACAUCGAGAUAUUAAACCAGAUAAUUUUCUUGUUAUAACACUUGAUGAUAAUAUUGGAGUUAAUUGUAAAUUAACAGAUUUUGGAAGUUCAAGAAACAUUAAUAUGAUGAUGACAAAUAUGACAUUCACAAAAGGGAUAGGAUCACCUAUUUACAUGGCACCAGAAGUACUUAAUCGAGAACAUUACAAAAUGCCAUCGGAUGUAUAUUCAUAUUCAAUAACAAUGUUACAAAUCAUUACAUGGAAAGAACCAUUUCCUAAAACAGAAUUUAAAUUUCCAUGGAAAAUAGCAGAAUUCAUAUCAACAGGUAAACGACCAACAAUAAUACAAGAAGUUGAAGAAGAUAUUAAAGAAAUUAUUGAAAAAACAUGGAAACAAGAACCGAAAGAAAGAAUAAGAAUAGAAGAAGUAGUAAGAAUGUUAGAAAGGAUUGAAGUUAAUAAUUGA